ACUGUAACCUUGUUGGCCUCGGACGUUCCUGUUGUUUUGACCCUUGUACUGUACAAUGGUGAUCUCACUGGGAGGGAGGAGGAGGAGGUCUGAGCAGAUGUUAUAAGACUCCUCCGUCUUCUCAUCUCACCAUUAUUAGGAAGAUCUUCUGAGCACUGAGAGGGGCUGAGCCUGGAAAAACAGAGAAAGAUUUAACCAGACCGACAGGACAGGGAUCGAAGGGAGAUGGAGCCGAGUGUGGCGGUGUUCCUGUUGGUGGUCUCCGCUUCUCUUGCACAGGAAGACUUGGAGGGUAAAAUGUUCGUCUUCCCCAAAGAAACCGACACAGCUCAUGUCAUUCUAAGACCUACAAUUACAGAGCCAUUGCAGGAAGUCAGCGGCUGUCUACGUUCCUACAGUGAACUUUCACGCCAGUAUUCUCUCUUCUCUUUAGCUACUCCAAAAUAUAAAGAUGCUUUUCUAAUCAGGUUCCAGGCUCCAAGCACAUAUACUGUAUCCAUAAACAACGGAAGCAGUGUUUUCAGGAGAGACUCAGAGCCUGCGGACUGGAGCCAUACCUGUGUGACCUUGGACUCGAAAACUGGGGUGGUCAAUCUUUGGGCCAAUGGGAAGAUCUCCACCAGAGGGUUUACCAGGAGAGAGGAUUCUAUCGAAGCUGAAACCAACAUUGUUCUGGGGCAGGAACAAGAUUCUUCUGGUGGAGGGUUCGAUACUUCUCGGGCAUUGGUUGGGGAAAUAAGUGACGUCCACAUGUGGGAUUAUGUCCUGACUCCGGAAGACAUCCAGAAGGUCCUCUCUGGUGAUCUCCAUGGAAAUGUCAUUAAUUGGAAGUCUCUACUCUACGAAAUGAAAGGAGACGUUCUUCUCCAACCUAAAAAUUUGCACAUGGAGGGCAAAAUCUUCGUCUUCCCCCGUGAAACCAAACCAUCUCAUGUCCUUCUGAAGUCUACAAUUACAGAGCCAUUGCAGAAAGCCAGCGUCUGUCUACGUUCUUAUUCGGAUCUUUCCCACCCCUAUACUCCCUUCUCUAUCGCUACUCCCGGGGCAGAAAAGGCCUUUGUAGUCAGCAUACAACCUCCACACACUUGUUCUGUAUAUAUCAACCAGGAAGUCACUCAUUUUCAGACAGACUCUGAGUCUUUGAGACACACCUGUGUGACCUGGGACUCCGACACCGGAGUGGUCCAACUUUGGGUCAAUGGGAAACUCUACCCGGAAGGAGUCUCCAUGAAAGGGUCUUCUAUCGCAGCUGAAGCCAGCAUUGUUCUGGGGCAGAAACAAAACUCUUUCAAUGCUUCUCAGUCAUUGGUUGGUGAAAUAAGUGAUGUCCACAUGUGGGAUUAUGUCCUGACUCCAGAAGACAUCAAGAAGGUUCUCUCUGGUGACCUCCAUGGAAAUGUCAUUAACUGGCUAUCUCUACACUAUGAAAUCAAAGGGGACGUUCUUGUCCAGUCUAAACACCAGAACUUGGAGGGUAAAGUCUUCGUCUUCCCCAAAGCAACCGACACAGAUCAUGUCAUUCUAAGACCUACAAUCACAAGACCAUUGAGGAAAGCCACCGUCUGUCUACGUUCCUACAGUGAGCUUUCCCGUCCCUAUACUUUGUUCUCUAUUGCUACUCCAAGAUACGCCGAUGCCUUUUUUAUCUACUUCGAGCCACCAUACACCUAUAAGGUGUUCAUAAACAGCGUAGGGGCUGCUUUUUCACCAAAAUGGAAGUCAUUUUACUGGAGGCACAUCUGUGUGACCUGGGACUCCAGCUACGAAGGGGCCUAUCUUUGGCUCAAUGGAAAGAUCUCCUCCGAAAGGGGUUCAAUAAGACAAAACAACAACUAUGCUUAUCAUAUCGAUGCUGAAAGCAGUAUUGUUCUGGGACAGGACCAGGAUUCUUUUGGUGGAGGGUUUGAUGCUUUUCAGUCAUUGGUCGGUGAAAUAAGUGACGUCCACAUGUGGGACUAUGUCCUGACCGCAGAAGACAUCCAAAAGGUCCUCUCUGGUGAUCUCCAUGGAAACGUCAUUAAUUGGAAGUCUUUACGUUUUGAAAUUAAAGGGGAAGUUCUCGUCACGCCCAAACCUCAUCACUUGGAGGGUAAAGUCUUCGUCUUCCCCAAAGAAACCGACACGGAUCAUGUCAUUCUAAGACCUACAAUUACAAGGCCAUUGCAGGAAGUCACCGUCUGUCUACGUUCUUAUACCGAUCUUUCCCGCCCCUAUACUCCCUUCUCUCUCGCUACUCCUGAGAAGGACAAUGCCUUUCUCAUCUACUUACAGCCUCCAAACACUUGUUCUGUAUAUAUCAACCAGGAAGUCACAAAUUUUAAGACAGACGUUGAGUUUUUGAACUGGAGGCACAUCUGUGUGACCUGGGACUCCGACACCGGAGUGGUCCAACUUUGGGUCAACGGGAAACUCUACCCCAGAAAAGUCUCCAUGAAAGGGUCUUCUAUCGCAGCUGAGAACAGCAUUGUUCUAGGACAGGAACAAGACUCUUUUGGUGGAAAGUUUGAUGAGAAACAGUCAUUGGUCGGUGAAAUAAGUGACGUCCACAUGUGGGAUUAUGUCCUGACUCAGGAAGACAUCCAGAAGGUCCUCUCUGGUGAUCUCCAUGGAAACGUCAUUAAUUGGAAGAGCUUGCGCUGUGAAAUUAAAGGGGAGGUUCACGUCAAGCCCGAACCUCAACGCUUGGAGGAUAAAGUCUUUGUCUUUCCCAAAGAAACCAACACAACUCAUGUCAUUCUAAGACCUACAAUUACAGAACCAUUGCAGAAAGUCAGCGUCUGUCUACGUUCUUAUACCGAUCUUUCCCGCCCCUAUGCUCUCUUCUCCCUCGCUACUCCCGGGAAGGACAGCGCCUUUGUGAUCUACUUCCAGCCUCCAAACACUUGUUCCGUAUAUAUCAACCAGGAACUCACUAGUUUUAGGACAGACUCAGAGUCUUUGGCCUGGAGGCACAUCUGUGUGACCUGGGACUCCGAAACUGGAGUGGUCCAACUUUGGGUCAAUGGGAAACUCUACCCCAGAAGAGUCUCCAUGAAAGGGUCUUCUAUCGCAGCUGAGACCAGCAUUGUUCUGGGACAGGAACAAGAUUCUUUUGGUGGAAAGUUUGACGAGAAACAGUCAUUGGUCGGUGAAAUAAGUGACGUCCACAUGUGGGAUUAUGUCCUGACUUCAGAAGACUUCAUCAAAGUCAUCUAUGGCAGACACAAUGGGAAUGUCAUUAAUUGGAUAUCUCUAUACAGUGAGAUCAAAGGGGAAGUUCUUGUGCAGCCCAAAUUUCCGUGAAAGCCAAUGAGCUCAUCAUAUACACACAGAUACCCCAACUGCUGAUUCUGAAUUACAGUGAUAAUGAUGAUUUAUUUGUCACCCCCAUAAAUAAUAAAGGUUGACAAUGAUAAGUUUAGAUCAAAUAAUUAAUUAAUCAAUGAUCUUAUAGUGUAAAACACGUGAAAAUUGUAAACAGGAUUCUAAAUCAUUGGAGUUUAUAUUUUCUCAAUGGUAACAUAAUAGUCUUGGUCGUAUAAUCUUAUAAUCAAUAUUAACAUAAACUAUCUAAAAUAAAAUCUAUAGAGAAGCAA
Molecule: messenger RNA, 3575 nt
Organism: Rana temporaria (common frog)
Lineage: Eukaryota; Metazoa; Chordata; Amphibia; Anura; Ranidae
Exons: 8
Coding region: 226-3282 (1018 amino acids)
Source: RefSeq, a predicted model, not a curated record